This is a messenger RNA of Parathielavia appendiculata, 2628 nucleotides long. RefSeq lists its product as uncharacterized. Gene Ontology annotation, molecular function: protein binding. The transcript has 5 exons. Bases 1 to 2628 code for a protein of 875 amino acids. The record is from RefSeq and is a predicted model, not a curated record. Lineage: Eukaryota; Fungi; Ascomycota; Sordariomycetes; Sordariales; Chaetomiaceae.
AUGUCGACAAAGAUCAGCAAAAACCGGAAAUCCGUCUUCACGGAGCUGGGCCUAGACACAGACACGCCGAGCGGGCAUUUCUCAAACGAGCCAGAGUUCACCGAGCUGACGGGGCUCACAUCGCCCACUAGCACUCAUGCGCCGGAAUCCGCCAACAACGACAAUGAAAGCGAUGACGGCAGAGGCGAGAUGGAAAGACGACAGACGCAGCAAAGACAGGAUAAUCAAGACGAGUCGCGGACUGACCCAACGUCCCCUUCAACUUCUCAAAGACCGUGGUACGCCCGGAUGGGCUCACUUCGUGUAAGCCGGGUGCGCCGGCCAAGAAUCAAGACUGUGUCAAGUGCGCCGCCUCCCAGCAUGUCCACCAUUACACGACUUUCGUCGUUUGCGCUGCUCAUUGCCGUUCUGCUGCCCGGCUUUAGUUAUUAUCAGGGCCGUGAGGAGGUUACGGCAAAUGUCGCGGGCGCCGGCGUGACGCAUCCGACAGCAGCCGAAGCCGCCCCCGUGCUCGAGCCGAGGGCAUCCAGCGAUUCCAACCCGGCGCUUGUUUGCAAGCGGUGGGCCCAUCAGAGCGCGCAGCUCAACGGCACGCUGUACAUAUACGGUGGCCAGGCGACGACUUCCGAGGACCAGACGACGGACACCUGGAACAACAACUUCCUCGUCCUGGAUCUUACAAAGUCUUGGGAUACGAGCUCGCCAGCAUUGCUGAGCCUCCCUCAACCCUCCGGGCCUCCCGCCAUCUCCUUGGGCUAUCUUUGGAAUGACUACAAUAACCUCUACCUUUACGGAGGACAGUUCGCCGACAACCCCUUCGUCGAGCCAGCCCCUAUAUCCACUUGGAGGUACUCCAUCAGCAGCCAGACCUGGACCGAGUACCCGUCGCCCAGGACUUUGGGUGGCAAGUAUGCUGAAGGUAACCAGCCAGUUCAACGUGCUGCCGAGGGUGCGGGAAUUUCCGUACCGGAACUGGGUCUAAGCUGGUACUUUGGCGGCCACCUUGACAUGCACACUACCCCGGGCUGGUCCAACCAAAUUGCGCGUGUCUACCUCAAGAGCCUGCUCGAGUUCACCCACCCGGGAUAUACCAACGACGCCGUCUACUCGCUUGCCGACGGGACCGGGGCCGGCGAGGGCGGCGCCUACCGGAACAUAACCGAGGGCGGCCUGCAGGCUGCCGACGCGUUUCCCGAGAGAGCCGACGGUGUCCUGGUCUUUGUCCCUGGCUGGGGUGAAAAAGGGGUGCUCAUCGGCCUGGCGGGCGGUAGCAACGACACCUUUGUCGACGACCUUUCGCGGCUCGAUGUGUACGACAUUGCAAGCUCCGAGUGGUACCACCAAGAAACGACGGGCGAGGCGCCGUCUGUGAGGGUUAACCCGUGCGCGGUCACUGCAUCGGCUCCGGAUGCGUCCAGCUUUCAGAUCUACUUGUACGGCGGACAGAAUUUGGUACCCUAUCGGGAACAAGUCCAGUACUCUGACAUGUAUAUCCUCACCAUCCCCGCCUUUACUUGGAUCAAAGUCCCCGCCCCGACCGACAGUCCUCCCGCUCGAGCUGGGCACACCUGUACUCUGCGCGACGGACAAAUCAUCAUUGUGGGCGGCUACAUCGGCAAUAAUCCCUCGUGCGAGUCGCCAGGUAUCCACAUCUUCAACGCCACAUCCCUCCUCUUCCAAUCCGCCUUCCACUCCCUGGACCACCCGCCCGACCACCACCCUGAGAACUCGGUCCUCGCCGCCUCCUUCGGCUACGCCGUCCCAGACAUCGUCGCUUCGGUAAUCGGCGGCUCCCCAUCGGGCGGCGCGACCGCCACGACCCCGGCCGCGGGCCCCGCCACGGGAGGGCCCUUCGCAACGGGCAAACCCCCCGUCUUCACGGUCACGAUGCCUGGGGGAGCCGGCCCGACGGCCACCAUCACGCAGCCUGCUGGCGAUCCGGGCCAUCCUCCCAACAACAUCGGCGGGCUGAUCGCGGCGGGCGUGUUGGCCGGCCUAGCCGGGCUCACGGCGGCGUAUCUGGGGUAUUGCGCCUGGCUGUAUCGGAGGCAGGUCAAGGCCUACAAAAGCCACGUCGCGGCCGCGAAUCGGUACAGUGCCGCGGGCGGCGCCUCGGGGGAUCUUGAACCCCCGGCGAGUGGGAUGGCUCCGGCGAUGGCGGGGAAGGGGACGAGUUGGAGGUGGGGUGUCGUGGCUGGUUCAGAUUCGGAGGAGAAGACGGAGAAGGGAGCGUGGGGGAGGGAGCGGGUCAGCGGUGCCGGUGCUCCUCCGCUGGCUGUGGCCGCGACGAACCGCUUCUCCACGUCGACGGUCGAUUCCGUGUCUGGCUGGGCGGUGCGGCCUACCGAGCCGCGUUUCUUUGACGAGGAGCGGCCUAGUCUGGGGAGCGGCACGGGGAGUGGGAGCGGUUUCGGAAGCAAUAGCGGUAGCGGUACCGGGACUACACCUGGGGUUGGGCCGACGAGGCCACUACGGCGGGGUGACAGCGUCAGCGGUGGUAGCACUUCGUCGACCGAGAGGCUGCUGGACGGGCAGGAGCCGAGCUUUUUCAGUGUUGUGCUUGGACCGAGGAGAGCGCUGAGGGUCGUUAAUGGUCUUGAGGGGGACAGAGACAACGGCGGAGAGUAG